Messenger RNA from Budorcas taxicolor (takin), 777 nucleotides. RefSeq names its product CD70 molecule (gene CD70). Lineage: Eukaryota; Metazoa; Chordata; Mammalia; Artiodactyla; Bovidae. Gene Ontology annotation, biological process: tumor necrosis factor-mediated signaling pathway; immune response. Gene Ontology annotation, molecular function: tumor necrosis factor receptor binding. Gene Ontology annotation, cellular component: plasma membrane; extracellular exosome. The transcript has 3 exons. Bases 1 to 777 code for a protein of 258 amino acids. The record is from RefSeq and is a predicted model, not a curated record.
AUGGUAGAACGAGCCUGGUCCCUCCCUUUGACGGACAUCCCCAGGGAGGGGCAUGGUUGGUCCCUGGCAGGUUCAGACAGGCCGAGAGAGCCCCGCGGCUGUGAGAAAGCUGAAGCUUCCUUCCCCCUUCCUGCCUGCCCUCUGCGCACCCUCCCUGCUGCCACACAGCUGAUGAAGUGCUCGUGGAGGACUAUGAUGGCAACAGAGGAGGCUGCAAGCUGCCAGGUGGCCCGCUGGCCCUGGGCACCCAUCCUGAGGGUGACUAUCCCGGUGCUUCUUGGCAUAGGCACAUGCUACCUCGUCUGCAACCUGUGCUUCAGGCAGCAGCAGCAGCUGGAUUCAACCAGGUGGGACUUAGCAGAGCUCCAGCUGAAUCACACAGGGUCGCGGCAGGACCCCAGGCUACGCUGGCAGGGGAGCCCCGCCCUGGGACGCUCCUUCCUGCAUGGGCCAGAGCUGGACGACAACGGGCAGCUGCGGAUCCAACGUGAUGGCAUUUAUAGGCUGCACAUCCAGGUGACAUUAGCCAACUGCUCCUCCUCCACGUGGACCGCCGAGCCCCAGAGAGCCACGCUGACGGUGGCCAUCUGCUCCCCUGCCGCCCACAGCAUCAGCCUGCUACGCCUCAGCUUCCACUGCGGAGCCUGCUGGGUCGCCUCCCAGCGCCUCACCUUCCUGGCUCGCGGGGACAUUCUCUGCACCAACCUUACUCUGCCUCUGUUGCCUUCCAGAAACGCUGAUGAGACUUUUUUUGGGAUUCAGUGGGUGCGCCCUUGA